GACAACCAUCUCCUCAAUAUCUGUGUCGUGACGACAAAUUUUUUACAACGACAAAGGGGAAACCUUUUGUGUACAAGAAAACUUGUUGUGAUAUUAAAAUAGAUUAAUCAUAUGAAAUAAUCAGUUUAAAAAACUGUUAGGCCUUUAACGGAGUCGUAAGCGAGCCAAUUCAAAAUGUCAACUCCUGCCAGAAGACGCCUAAUGAGAGAUUUCAAACGUUUACAAGAGGAUCCUCCUACUGGUGUCUCCGGUGCUCCAACAGAUAACAACAUCAUGAUCUGGAAUGCUGUUAUAUUUGGCCCACAUGAUACUCCUUUUGAGGAUGGAACAUUUAAACUAACUAUUGAAUUUACAGAAGAAUACCCUAACAAACCUCCUACAGUACGAUUUGUAUCCAAAAUGUUUCAUCCAAAUGUUUAUGCUGAUGGUGGUAUUUGUUUAGACAUCUUGCAAAACAGAUGGAGUCCUACUUAUGAUGUUUCUGCAAUUUUAACAUCUAUACAAUCAUUACUCAGUGACCCUAACCCUAAUUCACCAGCUAAUUCAAUGGCAGCACAACUAUACAAGGAGAAUAGGAGGGAAUAUGAAAAACGGGUGAAAGCAUGUGUAGAACAAUCAUUUAUUGAUUAGCAGGGGAAAGCCAGGACCUCAGACAUCAGAGACAUGCAGGAUCUGUGCUGAUGACACCGGCGUAUACCUCCAUGUAAAUUCAUUGGGACAAGAGUGUUUUUGCAAAUAAACCUAAACAACAAUUUGAACUAAUCAGUUCAGUAAAUUGUGAUCCUGGGUAAAAUAAUAUUUCAUCAUACACUCAGAUUUCUAAACUUAAAAUAAUUGUAUGGUUAAUCAUUAUUCAUUGUAAACUAUAUAAAAAAACUUAACUUUAAAGCAAUAAUACUAAGUUAUUCAAAUUUAGCUAAUAAAAAAACAGUACUUUUGUGUGGUUUAUUUGUUUUUCUAACAACAUCUCAAAGUUACCAUAGAUUUGCAUUACCAAUCAAAAUAUUUUGAAUGUUUGGAAUAUUUCAUGGAACAUAUAGUAUAUAAUAAAAUAAAAUUAUGCUGAAUACAUUCAGGCUUCACUAUAGAAUUAAUUCAUUUGAGCUACUUAUAUUUUUACUAAUAAGAAUAUUUACUCCAUUGUCUUUUUCAUAUGUGAAUAUUUUUAUGUUAUGUUUGAUGCAAAUUUAUUUGUUAGUUCUACAGUUUAUGUAGGAUACUACAAUAAACUAUACUUUUGG
Messenger RNA from Diatraea saccharalis (sugarcane borer), 1241 nucleotides. Lineage: Eukaryota; Metazoa; Arthropoda; Insecta; Lepidoptera; Crambidae. The record is from the annotation of a GenBank genome assembly.